Messenger RNA from Drosophila teissieri, 598 nucleotides. RefSeq lists its product as uncharacterized. The record is from RefSeq and is a predicted model, not a curated record. The coding region runs from base 136 to 573 and encodes 145 amino acids. The transcript has a single exon. NCBI's taxonomy places the organism in Eukaryota, Metazoa, Arthropoda, Insecta, Diptera, Drosophilidae.
UGGCUAUCUGGCAACGUUAUGCAGUCGGAGGCACUGCCAGGGAGUUGCCACUUCGGUAAAAUGGUACAGAACUAGUUCAGCAAAACAUUGCUUAUUGCUGGAACCAAAACAAUUCCGCCACGGCUUAUAACAAAUAUGUCAAAAAGCACAAAGAAAUGUAAUAAAAGUGCCAGUAAGGAUUCUGACAGCGAAGAAGGUUCUAACAGUGGCAAGAAUAACACCUCCACAAGUUCCAGUGACUUUGAAACUAGCAGAAAACACAAAUUACGUCGCAGAUCAACUCAAAAUGUUUCAUAUCAUUAUAAAGCGCUGCCCAUGCGCGUAGUUGGCGAAAAUGCUGUUACACUGGCACAAACUCCCAGCUCCUCUCGCGAUAUAACUCUAAGCUCAGCUCAAAUAAUUGAAGACAGUUCCGAUUCGGAGUUUCACAUUUCGAACGAUACCAGCAGCGAUGAGCCGGCCAACAAAUCCUUAACAUUUACGGCUCGUCCAAUUGAGAAAUAUGAUUUGGAAUAUAUAAGAAAAUUACGUAAGCGCAGAAAGAAGCCGAGUAAAACAUUAUAUAUUGAUUAAAUUUCAAAUAUCAACUGUUGACCAG